CCGACACUCGCGAUUGCGACUUUCCUGACCGGCCAGGCCAAAGACGACACCUACUUCAAUCUGACACGUAUGCUUGCGUACCAGUUAUUGCAGGUCCCCGAGACGCGCAUCCAAAACCCCAACAUUGGCUUUGUCGUCCUCUGCGGCACCAAGCUACCCGAAGCGAAACGCGAGAUCCUCCGUAAAGACGGCGCAACCGUCAUUCCCCUCGAAGACGUGGCACUACCAUCGUGGAUCCACACCCUCGAGCCGCGAUGGUCCGAACAAUUCACCAAGCUGCGCGUCUUCGAACAAACACAGUACUCGCGCGUCCUCUACAUGGAUGCCGACUACGUGAUUAUGCACCGCAUGGACGAAAUCUUCCGCGAGCCCAUCGUCACACAGCUCACUCCCACACUCUUCAUACGCAAGGAGGAAAUCAAACAAGACGAAGGGCCACUCCCCAAACAAUGGCUCUUCGCUGGCCGCUCCGAGAAUGGCGGCCAAGGCGGCUUCGACCACUUCGUGCCUCCCGUACAAACCAACUAUGCCAACGGCGGCUUCUUCAUGGUGGCCCCGCAGCAGGAAAUGUACGACCAUCUCAUGACUGUGAUGCAGAUUGAGGGCCGCUUCGACACACGUUUCAUGGAGCAGGACAUGCUCAACUACGUCUUCCGACGAGACGGACCCAUGCCGUGGCGCGAACUGGAUUGGAAGUGGAGUUCGAACUUUGCCAACCAGCGCGAUGUCGAUGGCGGGGUGCAUGCGUUGCAUGGCAAGUUUUGGGCUGAAGGGCCGGAGGCUGUGAGGAAGAAGUUUAGGGAGUUGGUGAAGCAGAUGGAGAAG
Molecule: messenger RNA, 825 nt
Organism: Bipolaris oryzae ATCC 44560
Lineage: Eukaryota; Fungi; Ascomycota; Dothideomycetes; Pleosporales; Pleosporaceae
Product: glycosyltransferase family 8 protein
Exons: 1
Biological process (GO): protein N-linked glycosylation
Molecular function (GO): glycosyltransferase activity
Source: RefSeq, a predicted model, not a curated record